Molecule: messenger RNA, 9081 nt
Organism: Symsagittifera roscoffensis
Lineage: Eukaryota; Metazoa; Xenacoelomorpha; Acoela; Convolutidae
Product: microtubule-associated serine/threonine-protein kinase 2-like
Exons: 27
Coding region: 179-7699 (2506 amino acids)
Biological process (GO): intracellular signal transduction; peptidyl-serine phosphorylation
Molecular function (GO): protein serine/threonine kinase activity; ATP binding; magnesium ion binding
Source: RefSeq, a predicted model, not a curated record
AAAAGCUUGUGUUAGGCCGAAUUCCCUCCAGUUUUUCAAUCACAACAACAAUUUUUAAAAAGGUCUUAUUUCACAGAUAGUAUGUGAAAAAGGGUGUGAUGAUUAUUUUCGCCUUUCAACGGCAUAAGCAGUUAUGAUCAAGCUGAUUCGUGCAUAGCGAAACUCUAUAAUCUGCUUCAUGGAGUCUAAGAAUCAGCAGACAAGUAGGCGCAGCCGACAGGAAUCAAUUAGUGGAGGUAACAGCUCGCACGAUUUAGCGUAUCGAAUUAGGUGCAGUGAUAAAAGUCGCGAUGGAACCGAGAAGGAUAAUUCCAUUGGCUGUAACCUUGUGGCCAUGGUGCGUCUGGCGUUCAGUGAUCCUGUUCUCUAUCGUUCUCCAAAUUCAAUCAGUGAUUGCGACUUCACACAAUCCGAUGAAUACGGAUCGAAUAAAGGUCUGGCCACAAGAGCUGGCGUCGCGGCCAGCUGUGCCGGGAUCCCGAGACGAAUCAGUUUUCGUGGUAGAAAACGCUGGGCUCACAGCAGCAAAAUUUCAUUAAUAGCAUCACCUGCUUCUCACCAUAACUCAAUGGCUAAUAUGUACCCACUGCCGUCUCCCACCGGGAUGGGAUCCGAGAUACACGACAGACGUCGCUGGUCACUUUCUUUCUCAGGGAGAAACGACCACUCUGCCAACAAACAUAACUUCGACAUGUCAUCCAACUUUGGAACGCCCUUGAUUGUGGCUUCUAGUCACCACGAAUUAGGCGGCAACAGUUCAAACCAGUCUUUCAAACAGCAAGCCAGUAUCUUGAGUCUAACCGCACAACUACAACAAUUGGACUUCGACACUUCAAUUCACCAGACGCCCACAUUUCAUAUCGGAAGUGGAAACAACACUCUAGUUCACUCGAAUAAUACGCCAAUUUGCAGUCCGUGCUUGACGCCGGCUUCAGAUCACAAGAACUCCUGCACGGGCUCGGAAACGAAUCACAGUUCAGGCGAGACUACCGGAAGUCUAAGCGACGUUUUGGGUUCUUCCCAAGGAAGAUUGUCAAUUCAUAAUUCAUCAUCAGGAACUACUAACGCCUGCAGGAGUUUAAGUUACAAUUCUGGAGCGUCAAGUGCUUCUAGUUCCAGUACGGACGCCUUUAAUUUGCUGGGAAGCGCAGCGAGUUCAUCUUCAAAUUCAGCAGCGACAGCAUUGCAUAUUAACUGUGGACCUAGUUUGCUACAGUUUGCCACGUCGUCCGCCGAAGUGCCAACUUCGCUUUCUCUCGGACUCGCCAGAGAGCAAAGUCAUCACCCGAACCAGUGUGUUGCGGGACCGAGUGGCGUCGGAUCCAGCUCGCUGUCGGUGUCGGCGAGUCACGCGUUGUCGGGCCUAGCUGUUUCUGUAUCUCCGUCUAUGCAGCACCACAUGGUCAAUUCCCCAAUGAAACCCAGAGCUAGAAGUUUGAGUCCGACGCGGAACACGUUGACGCUGGACACGUCUAUCCACUUGAUGAACGACAUGUAUCGUGAGAGGUUCCCCAAUGCCAUCUCUCAGAUGGAGGACAAACUGAGCGAGUUUCUCUCCACCAACGGGGGAGUCAUCACACCUAGUGCCACCUCAACCGCCAUCGCAGGAGGAGCUGGGUACCAACAGCACAAUCAUGGGGUAGGGUUUAGCUCAUCCCCGUCGACACCCCUUCAACAGUCCGGUUCACGAGGAUCUGCACAUGGCGAAGGAUCGUCACAACAAGCAACCCCUCCCCCUUCGAAGAGCAUCAGCAGUCGUCUCUCAUCUCCCGCUAACAGCAACAGUGUGGCCACUAGUCCUCUCCUAGUGUCCACCCCACCCCCACCCGAGUCAGACCCAGUGGUCUCUUUUGUGUCCCACCAGAUCCUGAAGUUGGCCAAGGACUGUCUGGACAAGUCCACUGAGAAGAUACUCACUGGAGCUUAUUUCAACGAACUGUGCAUCAAGGUUGAAAAGCUUCUGAGUGACGCAAUGGAUCGAGUGGAGAACGCCCGACAGCUAGAACCGGUUCUACAACGAGGAAACAAACUGCUCUCAAUUGUGUCCAGACCCGCCAGACUUCUGGAGUGUCUCGAGUUUGACCCCGAAGUGUUCUACUCGCGACUUGAAUCGGGUCAGGAGUUGGCACCGGUCCAGUGGGAUCUUGCAGAGAGGAUGAACAAAGAUUUGCCCUCGUAUAUUCUGAGACUGUUGGGUGAAAAGAGAGAUAUAAAUAGACUGAGUUUCUAUGAUUCGGGAGGGGGAUAUGACAGUGGAAGACCAAACACACCUGACACAGAUGAGUCGGAACCAGUUCCAAGAGCCUUGCCAGGAGAAGCCGACUUUGAACAGAUCAAACUAAUCAGCAACGGAGCCUACGGUGCUGUCUAUUUAGUGCGACACAAACUCACUAAGCAGAGGUUUGCAGAGAAGCGAAUCAAGAAGCAAGACCUGGUGCUGAGAAACAUGUUGGACCAAGUGUUUGCAGAGAGAGAUAUUCUCAUGUUUGCACAGAAUCCUUUCGUCGUUUCAAUGUAUUGCAGCUUUGAAACGAAGAAGCACCUCUGCAUGAUAAUGGAGUACGUGGACGGGGGAGACGUGGGAACCCUGCUGAAGAAUGUGGGUGCUCUUCCGUAUGAUCUGGCCAGAAUGUACUUUGCAGAGACUGUGUUAGCUGUGGAAUAUCUGCAUAGCUACGGAAUAGUUCAUAGAGACCUCAAACCAGACAAUCUGCUGAUUACGAGUGAGGGCCACAUCAAGCUCACAGACUUUGGACUGAGUCGGAUGGGACUGAUGAGUCUGGCAUGCAAUAUAUACGAGGACCUGUCAAGGCCAGGCAUGUUCAACGACGGACAGAUCAUAGGCACCCCGGAGUACAUUGCGCCUGAGUGCUUCCAGAAGAGGGCAUACGGAAAGCCAGUGGACUGGUGGUCGUGUGGAGUGAUCCUCUAUGAGUUGCUGAUGGGAGACACGCCCUUCUACGGGGACACGCCCGAGGAGUUGUUCGAUCACGCCCUAUCAAUGCCGGUAGAGUGGCCCCCAAUCAGUGAGGAGGGGGAUGAGUACCCCCCUUUUGUGGCACAGAGUAUCGUGGAAGAUUUGUUAGUGAAGGACCCCAUCAACCGUCGAGGCACUGGGGGUGCGGUGGAGUUGAAGAACCACCCGUUCUUCAAUGAGUUGGACUGGAAUGCGUUGCUGAAGCAGAAGGCAGAGUUCAUCCCUCUGUUGGAAGGAGACGAAGACACUAGCUACUUUGACACGCGCAGCGACAGAUACAACCACGAUGAUUCUGUGUCGGACACUGACUCGGACGAGGACGUCUGUGACUCGAGUUCCGUCUCACUUCAAUCACAACUCAGCUCAUCCUUCUCUGCAUGCUCGCCGAGAUACCAGCGGAUGUGCAGUGCUUCCAUCGCCUCUCCUUCCGCCUCUGCCUCCCAGUCUGCGUCGCACUCGGCCGGCGGCAGCAGCACAAACAGCACCGGAACUGGCAGCCACAACAACAGCUCGUGUUCAUCCCCACAGCCAGCCCCCAUUCAAGCUUCUCUAAAGAAGCAGACCUCCCCAUGCUCAUCUAGCAAUUCCGUCUCGGCCCCAGUGUCAACCUCCAGCUCACUGCACGCCAUCACUGUACAAGGUGCUUCAUCCUCCGUGUCUCAAAAAUCAGCCGAGUCACCCACUUCAGGUUCUCAACUGAUGAGUAAAGGCUCGAACGUUUCCACCCGUUCGUCAGCGGGAGAAGGGAACCAUAGUGCUGCUGGGAUGGAAAGAUGUCCUGUUGCUACAGAGAAGUUCAGUGGGGAGAAAGGAAUGGGAGACCGACAACAGUCGGCAACAGAACUGAACAGCUCAUUCGAAGCGGAUAAGACGCCCGAUGAAGAAAUCAAGAACUACACAGUCAAGUCCUCCAGUGAUUCAAAGCUGUCCAAAUCUCUGGCGGGUCUGGAAAAGGCUCCAGCCAUGCCUCCGAGGUCAGCAAAACCUAUUCGUUACGUGCCAGAACAUCUCCAGAAGCCCAUCCAUGUGGACUCAGGAGUGGAUAGCAGCGGCGGCUGUCACACGCCAGACGAAACGCCUUCGCCAGUCAUUCCUCCCAGAGAUUUCACGCCGAAAGUGAUGUCGGGCUCAAAUGGGACUGGGAAUCAAUCGACCACAAGAGACUUCAAGCGUUUUUCUGCCACUCAAAUGCAAAAGUUCUUCCAGCCGAAGCCGAAGUUACCACCAAAUGCCGCUUUGUUUUCUCCCACCACGCCAACCAAACCCUCUACAAAACACCCGGGACUAAAUGAAACAGAAGAGCGUAAAAAUGAUUCAAACUUAACGACCCAAGCUGAAUCUUCGUCGGAAAUCUCGACAACAGAAAUUUCGGAUAGCCUAGUACAGGUGGAAUUGAAGACAGUCGCGGCCAGUUAUCGUGAACUUGAGUUUGAACUUAGCAUGCCCGAGUCAAUUAAAGACCUGAGCAUUUCUUCGGCGGAUGAGCGAAACAGCGCUGCGAGUAGUCUAAACACCUCGUUAUGUGUAAACGAAGAGAGCUCGGCGACGUCAUCUGAGUCGUGUAAUGAUCACACUUUGACGUCGGCAACGGGAGCCGACUUGAGUAAACAGCUGACAGCUAAACUAGCCGAGACAUUGAAACUUGAGCUGAGUGAAUCGAGCAUUGAAAAGGAAUAUGCAGAAGCUAGGAAGAAAUCCUCAGCUUCCAAAGCCUUUACAUCUGAUCAUACACCAUCGAACAGCUCAAAGAAGUCUAAAUCAAGUCAUUCGGCAUCUCGAAAACUUGCUUCGUCCUCGAAACAUAGUGCAGCUUCAGUUAAGCUGUCUGAAACGCUCCCAGGAAAAAGUAACUCGGUUCAUCGCCAUGACAAAGUUUCAAUUGGAGCAGGAGUUAGCGCGAAGAUAUCUCCGAAUGAUUUUGGUGACGCGAAGUUGGCACAAACGGACUGUGCGAAACCUUCAUCCUCGUCUUCCCUUCUGAGAAUCAUGGUUCCAAAUUCGUCGGGCGAGUAUGAGGACUCGACAACGCCAUCAGCUUUACGGAAAAGCCAGGCGGGUGUUAAAAUGCAACAUAGCAGGCAUGGGGAGACAUCCUCUUCGCAUAUAUCGAGGCGCCACAGCGUAUCGUCUCAGCCCAAAAAAUGGCACCAUCGUAGCGGGGUGCAAGGCCAGCGUUUCACCAAUUCGCUGGCCUCAUCUCUCGCCGGCACCAGCGGAGGUUCGCUGGGAGGCAGAAGUGCCAAGCGACUGGGUGAUCACCGCUCGCCAGAACCAACUUACUUCAUAUUUGACAUGACGACGCCACCCAGUGCGGAAACGAGAAACAAAUCUCCAUCUCCAAAUGGGAAAAGAAGUGGUGGCAGUGGGAAUAAAGGCAAAUCCAGUCCGAUUAGUUCAGACACUUCUCCAGACAGAUUGAGUGGCUCUAACUCUACCCUCAAAUCCACCCAACCUAAGUGCCAAGAUACUUUAACCGGAAGCAGCGGAGGAAACGACUUCAAAGAUGAGGACUAUCCCAGGGACUUCACGUUGCCUGCUUCUGUCCCGGGUAGUUCGGGGUCCUCCGGAAGCACACCCCAAGUUGUGAAUAAAUCGAAACUCAGCGGAGGGGGUCCAAAUUGUGGCCCGAUUUUCCCUAGGAUUCCAAUAAGGGAUGCGUUGCCGGUGAUCAAAAGGGGAAACAGGGGUUAUGGGUUCCACAUGAAGGCCAUCAAAGUGUACUCGAUGCAGUCGGAAGAUUUCACCAUCCAACAUCUAGUCACGUACGUGGACCCAUCUGGACCAGCUUACCAGUCUGGCCUGAAGGAGAACGACCUCAUCACCCACAUUGGUGGCCAGAGUAUCCAGGGCAUGGCCCACACUGAAGUGGUGUACCUCAUCAUCCAGUCACGUGACCUCCUGCUGAUUCAGGCCACGCCCCUGCUGGAGACGUCAAUCAAAAACGAUUGUGCUAGAAGGAAAGGCAUGACAUCGUCCACCUCAAACCAGUCGGGCAGCAGUUUCCUCUCUGGAAGAUUGGCCCAGUCCCAUAUAUACGGAUCAGUGAACCCUGCCAGUUCAAUCAGCGCCGCCAGUGGAACUUCUGGAAGUAGUGUGCACCACUCGGGAUCCAAAAGUAAAAAGAGUAGAAGUUCGAGGGCACAACUUUCGAGUCGCACUAGAGGCGUGGAUAAACCGCAGAUUAUUAAGCCGAAGUUGUCAAGUCGAGACAUCGUACAUCCCAACCCAGCUCAUCAACCGCAUCCCUUCUCAGACCAACCCACCCAUGUAUUCCCCGCCACAGCAACACCCCCAGACCACAUCCCUCAUAAACAGAAAAACCACAGUAGCAAAUAUAAGAAGUACAGUCAACAUGGCUCGAACGACCCUUACCUAGCUUCAACCCACGCCUACUCUCAAAUCAACGAUCCACUCGUGGCUCCUGUCUUUACAACGGCGCCAACAACAUCCGGGUACCACACGGGCACUUUGCCGAAAUCUAGAUCUGCGCACCUUACAGGGGGCGUGGCAAUGCCCUCGCCGACAUCCGGAUCUGGAUGUCCAGGGAUUACACCAGCCGAUUCUGUUUUUCCUGGAGAGAAGUCCUCUUGUAUGAAAAGCACUGACGCUAUUUGUCAUGCAUCCUGCUGUAAAGCGAGAGCUGGGAUUCAGUCAGUGACUUCCUGUUCCAGCUGUGCCACGAGUCAGUCUCAAAUGGGUCCAGUGAAUACGCUAGUCGGAAUGGCUCCUCAAGAUGCUUUCAGACCCCAGAAGUUGAAACUGGGACCUAAAGGCGUCACCAGCUCUGGUCGUCGGAAGUCUGGCAACAACAUACCGGUAUCUCCUCUCGCUAGAACCCCGUCCCCCAGUCGAACUAAAUCGGUGAAUGCCUCGCCUUCCCUAGUCACUUCUGAAUGUGUUAGUGGGAGUGGGGGAGUUACGGUUAUGCAGCGUAAAGGAGGUGGUGCUAUUACCUGUCCAUCGCUUGGAUCCAGAAGUGUGAAUGUAUCGCCGCAAGCGCAUGCGGCGUUUUCCAGUUCGUCGCCAUCGCCUUCUGGUACGUCAAAACUGGUAUCAGGAGGAUCCAGUGACGGAUACCAAAGUUCCCCUAUUUUAACCCAGGUAUCGCCAAAAUUGGACCAGCCUCCACCCGUGCCUGCAAGAAUUCCAGUGGCUUCUACUUGUUACAAUAAUCAAGCUACUCCCGCGUGUGCUAGUUACGUCGAAACUUUUGCUAGUUCUUCGCCAGCAGUUCUCAGAUCUCUCAGCCGGAAUCACGAUUACCAAGUUGCUGGAGUUUCCGGCAUCAAAGGUGUGGAGCCCAUUUCCAAGUCACAAACUGUUGCAGUUUGUGAGUCAUCAACUACUACAAUCAUGAGUAAAUGCGGUUCCCAGUUGGGGACGAACACGAAAAAGGCUGAUACCUUCGGCAGUUCAGUUUCGACUCCGUGUCAGAUGUUGCUGCAGAGUGCCUCACUGCCAACCAAUCCAAACAUAAUCAAUCAGGCGUCCUCGUCUACUUUUUUGCCACCGCAAACAGAAUUGUCGUCGGCUACGGUUGCCGUUGGCCAGAGGAGCUGGCGUGAACCGCAGGAUAUGGUGCAUAAAAUAAAAGUUGCUGGAAUAACUACUGGAGCGAAUCAUGUCGACCCAAUGGACUCUGGCGUUGCGCAAGCCCAGGUGACUUCGUCAAGUGGAUCUAGUUGUAGACCAUCUCUGCCCCCUAGAUCGCCCUCAAACUGAUACAAAGGGAACUGAAUCUGUUCUUGGUCUUUUUACAGUGCUAGAGUUUCUAUUUUCUACAGCAGUGUCAAAUCGAAAUAUUACUUACUGUUCUAACCGUCCAGGUUGAGAUCCAAAUAAUUGGUCUAAUUUUUGAAUGCAGUUAAAAAGAGUUGCUUCUAGGGUGUUGAUUCAAAGAAGGGCCAUAUUUCCAGAGCAACAUGUUUUUUCUUACAAAAUUAAAUUUGUUUUUAGUUUAAAGAUAACUUUUUGUGCGUCUGCAAUUCCUCUUUUAAGACACUUUCAGGAUAAGUUGUCAGCUUCAAAAACCAUUAAUGUCUCAACAUCCUGUUAGAUGAUGAGUUUUAAUAGUGAGUAAUGGAAAUAGUGAUCGAUUGAUAUUACUAACUGAGCAACUUACCUGGUGUUUUACGAAGUGAUAAAUAGAAUAAUACUGCAGAGUAAUAAUUCGGAUUAGCUUGCUCGUUGUUUCAGUGUGACUUAUUCCUUCCUUGGCCUACAUAAAUCAUAACAGAAAUGCAUAGUGCAAUAUUUUAACAUACUAGAGUAUUAGACUAGAUCCAAUUUGGUGCAUUAAAAAAUAGUUGGUAUCAAACUGAUUCUAAGUAGAUGUGUAAACUGAUAUUAUAUUUAGGGCUGAAUUAAUGAUAAACUUGACGCGAUGAGCCGCAUUGUUUAUACUCAUCAGAUACGUGAUGAUUGUCAGUCUUGUAAGUCUGAUUUCAGUUGGCCUUGUGUGUGUUCUUUUCAGACAUAGUCGUCUCCUCAUUUUCUGUUACGACUAAAAGAGUGUCAAACUGCGAUUGUGCUAGAAUAUGUCGGGUUUAUUCGGCUUUCGUUAGUUUUCAAGCGUCCAAAACUCUCAACUUGAGAAAUGGAGAUUGAUUGACCAGUUAUAUUUUGGGCGUUUGUAUUUUAUUUAAUCAAUGGUGCUACGUUCUAAGUGAUUUUUUAAAAUCGAUCAUGAUAAAAUUUGUCUCUUUUGCUCUUAUCGUCUUAUCCAAUAAUAAUUUGAUUACAUUAAAUCGACUCAGCGCACAAUUUGAUCAAAACUAAUUAACUAAAAUGAUAACUUGUUUUACUUACUCAGUAUACCUAUUUUAUGUUUUUAUCUCUUAACCCCCCUCCCCCUGCGUUUGUUUCGUGGCCUCUGAUAGUUAAUAUGGAGAUUAUACUAUUGCAUGGAGUCAUGGUCAUGUUAUGGCCGUUUAAUAUCCAUUAAUGGCUAACAUGGAGGAGCAUGGAAUGAAACAGAACGACCACUUCAACAUUUGAAUUGACCCAAAUUGUAGAUUUAUUUAAACAUAGCUUUAGUUUGCUUUGCUGGAAAUGAACUAUUUUUAUCUGUUGUAAUAUAAUCAAUUACAAUGUUCUAACAUUUC